Paramormyrops kingsleyae is the source of this 3200-nucleotide messenger RNA. RefSeq names its product NEDD4 binding protein 2-like 2 (gene n4bp2l2). Gene Ontology annotation, molecular function: transcription corepressor activity. Lineage: Eukaryota; Metazoa; Chordata; Actinopteri; Osteoglossiformes; Mormyridae. The record is from RefSeq and is a predicted model, not a curated record. Gene Ontology annotation, cellular component: nucleus. Gene Ontology annotation, biological process: negative regulation of transcription by RNA polymerase II.
CAGCGGAAAUAGAAACGAGGGGGGGAAGUUAUCCGCCGAUACACAGGAACAGAUAGACGGGGCUGCAUGUUUACUUCCGGUAUGAGGGCCGGCCGACGCGCCGCUUGGUGGGGAUCGCAUGCGUCUAAAUAAUGUGCAUCUCCCAGAAUAAUCCAGGAUGCUUAAUCUUUGUUCUAGUGCAUCUGUGACUGAUGCUGAAGACAGAGGUGUAAGAGAACCUCUGGCAAGCAAAGUUCAGACAUGUGUUCAGGAUACUGACGCCGUUCGUGUCAAGAAUGAAGAGGAGACUGUUGUGAGGCUGGAUGGACCUCCAGAGGCUGCUGUCACAGAAAGGCUCCCCAUCGCUGAGGACAGAAAUCCGCAAGAGGCUCGAGAACAAAGCGUCGGAUCACAGGGUCAAUCCAGUGAUACGAUAAAUGACAGUUCACUGAUUAAAUGUGUGUCUGGAAGGUCAGCUUGCUCUUCACCCAAAGUAGAAGAUGUACUUUCAAAGAAGGAUCAGGAUCAGGGUGAAGGAGCAAGAACCCUGGGAAGUGGGAGUCCAGGCAGGAAGGAUGGAAGGCUGGUGGAUGGGCAGUGGGUCAUCCGGAGCACAGCCUUCAUCGGGCCGAUGUGCCGGCCUGAACCGGCUGAGUCCAAGGGAGACCUGGAUGACAAACUGAGUGAAUUUUACAAGGAACUGGAAGAGAUGGAACCUGCAGAAACUCCUGACAUCAGCACAGACAAAGUUGACAGCCACGUUGAAGCAAAGAAAUCCAUAAACUCGACUCCUUCAGAAGAAGGGUUUCAUGUCAGCAGAGGUCCCAGACCUUAUCGUCGGCCUUAUAUGUACCGGGACGCCCCUAACGAGGAAUGGCAUUCCUGGAAACGUAGGCGCGACUUCCGUUAUGGCCCAGAUCACAGCAGCUGGGAUCCCUAUUAUCAGAACCAGUGGCAGCAUCCCCCACCGUUUGGGGGUCCUCCCUGCCCCCCAUAUCCAAGGUUUGGUGAGCCUAAGUUUUAUGGGCCUCCCAAGUUCCCACCACCGCCAAAUCCCUUAUACCAUCCAGCUUUUAGGCCGCAUAUGAGUACUUUCUAUGACUCCCCUCCUAUAGCAGAAUGGGAGCAGCCGUUCCCACCGGGGUCUGACUUUGCAGGUUAUGAUGGCUAUGGUGAUCACUACUCUUCCCAGGGCUAUGGUGAAAGCUUUUAUCCCCCGUAUGAUUUGGAAAACAAUCAAGCCAAUGGUUGUUCCAGCCACGGAAGCCGACCCUGGUUUCAAUCAUAUGAACAAGAUGGUUCUGACUAUAGAAUUUGUCCUGAUAUAGAAUUUGGGCCCCAGCAGCAUCAUCUCAAUGAAGAGUUUUGUGAGCCAUCAGACUCAAAAAAAGGUUUCCAUGGUUCCUCGUUAGUUCUGAUCCUGAUGAGAGGUCUACCAGGGUCUGGAAAGUCAACUUUAGCCCAGGAGCUCCUUUCGUCUGGUCCAAACGGGCUGGUCCUCAGCACUGAUGAUUACUUCUCCCAGGAGACAGGCUAUGCUUAUGACCCAGGUCUGUUGGGAGACGCACACAGCUGGAAUCAAAACCGGGCCAGGGAGGCUAUGGAUGAAAACCGUUCUCCAGUAAUUAUUGACAAUACAAACAUGCAGGCUUGGGAAAUGAAGCCAUAUGCGGAAAUGGCUGUAGAAAGGGGGUAUCGUGUGGAUUUCUGUGAGCCCAGCACCAACUGGAAGUUGGAUCCCACAGAGUUGGAAAAGAGAAACAAGCAUGGUGUCAGCCGGCAGAAAAUUUUAGAAAUGCUGGAGCGUUUUGAGUUGCCAAUGUCCCUGGACAUUGUGUUGAACUCGCAGCAACCCCUCCACAAAAGCAGAGGGCACUCUUCGACGCAGCCCAAGCAGAGAUUGCAUGACACUGGAGAUAAUGUCCCUGACUGAGGGCAUUCUACUACUUUCCAGUUUAAUUAUUAUUUGUUGAUUACACCAGCAAUUAGUAAAUCAAUGGAGUGCUUUUUUUAUAUCAAUGACAUAUCUCUUACUAGAGAGCCUCUUUAGGUGCUCGCUGUUCAUGGUCUGCAAAACUGCAGCUGAGAUGAGCUGGUAAACUGUGAUUAAGUGUCUUCAGGCUUAUGUUUUCUACUUAUAACUAUGCAGGGAUUGUAGUGAAUUUUCUACCUUGCAAGUCCUGGAAUGUCCACCAGGGGAGUCAGAGGGGCAUGGAUACUGGGGGCCCAGCCCUGUAUAUGGGCCCUAAAUUUUGCCAGACCCCCGCUCAGCAAAAUGUACUGUCGGAGGAUCUGUAUUUUUUCAGAUUGAAAGUGCCAACUCUAGCAGCGGGCCAGUCCAUUUUGUUGAAAUAGGGGCAGAAUUACUACUCCCCUGAAGUCUACUGCAGCUAUUGAAAUCAGUUCUAUGGUACAUACCGCACAGGGACUUCGAGGAAUCGGCAUUCGCACUGUUAUUUUUGUCAGUGCUUGUUUACUUGCCUAAGAUUUAUUCAUGCCGUACCUUGCUGCCACUUUGCCUGGACAGGAUUUCGUUGUCUCCUAAACUGUAAACUAGGAAAAAACAGGCUAUAUUCCUUAUUUUUCUGUCAAGGUUAGUAUCAACAUUUAAAAAACCACGAGACUGGGUGAUGUAAUAUGCCCAGUGCUGUGUGGGGCACACUGGAAAUUUAGAGGUUAUGUCUUGAAAACAAAAUUAGUCUUUGGAGCCUGUCUUAUUACCAGCAGUGCAGUUCCUCACUGACACGCUAGUGUGACACCAUGAGUUCAACCUGCCCUGUUAGCUUCAUGAUUAAACACGUAUAUAGAUAUACAUGAAUUCACAAAGAUCACCACCAUAUCUCAAGUUUUUCUCAGUGUAGAGGAACUCUUCCGCUGACAAGGAUACAUAAAUCUUACUGUUUUGUUAGCUUUUAGACAAGUCGUGUAAUGGCAUGUACAUUUGUCUUUGAUUGGGAAUGUGUAGAUGUGUAGAGAUUGUUAAAGCCUGAUGAACUACUUAUAGUAUUUAAAAAAAAAAGAAUUAGAUUGUAUAGAGUCAUUGUACAGUUUGAAUUCAGCUACUACAUGGCAAUAUUUUAUUCAGGUAUUUUACAUAAAAUUUUGUAUAUAGAUAUUUUGUAUAUGUGGAUUUUAAUGUUUAAUGUAAAUUAAAUAAUAAGCGUAAGUAAAUUGCAGUGUAAAUCUGUAAAUCCAUUAAAUAAAGUAGUUUUAAUGAUUGA